AUGCGUCGUCUUGGCUGUCCCGAUCCGUUCCUUUCGUAUAUCCGUGACCUGUAUUCGCGCUCUAGUACGAUGAUUGAGCAAAAUGGAGAAAGCACUCCAAUUUUCACUCGCAGAGGGGUCAAACAAGGUGACCCUCUUUCACCGUUCAUGUUCGAUGCCGUGAUAGACUGGGCUUUUUCAUCACUUGACGACCAUGUAGGGUUUUCGUUCGGACAUGUUAGGGUGAAUAACCUCGGAUAUGCAGACGACGUCGCCUUGCUAAGUGAUACGCGGGCUGGCCUGCGAUCACAAUUAGGGAAGUUCGAGUCGCACCUCGCUAAGGGCGGCUUGACAAUCAGUGCAGGCACUGAGGGUAAAUCUUCCUCCCUCAGCAUUGUGGUUGAUGGGAAAGCAAAGCAAUGGGUUGUUAACCAAACCCUGUUCCUGGCGACUAACAAAGGCAUUGUUCCAUCUCUAUCUGCCUCCGGGGAGUACAGAUACCUAGGUAUUAUGUUGGGAUCGGGUGGGGCAAAGGUGCGUAGUUCCUUGCGGGAAGAAUUAUUGCAAGGGCUACAAAACAUCACUCUAGCAUCUCUUAAGCCCCAACAGAGGGUGCGGAUCCUACGCAAUUUUUUGCUGCCGAAGUAUCUGCACGAACUGGUGUUGGCUCGACACUACUAUUAGGGCCAAUGUACGUCAAUGGUUGAAGUUGCCCCAGGAUACUCCGGUGGCUUUCAUUCAUGCAGGGACUGGUGAUGGAGGCCUCUCAGUACCAUCACUUCGAUACUUGGUGCCAGUGAUGAGGCGGAAACGACUGGAGGCCGUCCAUUCCGCGACGGAUCCGCUCUCCACUGCCCUGGCUGCCUCACCCUUCUUUCAGAAGGAGUUGAGCGGUCUGUCCCGUAAGACCUUGGGCAGGCGAUUGGUGACAGACAAGCAGUCUCUCGCUCAGGCUUGGGCUGCUUGUCUUUACACCAAAUUGGAUGGGAGGGGAUUAUCCGAAGCUCGGUCCUGUGCGGAGGGAAGUCGCUGGGUGUCAAACCCUCCCCGUAAUCAAUCAGGGGGCAAUUACAUCGGGGCUAUUAAGGCUAGAGGUGGACUCCUCCACUCGAAAGUGCAUUCUGCACGUGGUGACUCUGGCAGGGAUGUAAGAUGUGACUCAUGUAUGCGCCCAGAGAUGGCUCAGCACAUAAUACAGGUGUGUCCGAGAACCAGCGGUCCUAGAAUGCGACGCCAUGAUCACAUAGUCCAGUUCGUUUCAGCUGCUGCUGAGCGGGCUGGCUGGCUACAAGGUCUUGGUUGAGCCUAGGAUAGUUGGUCAUACUCUGGGUGUUCGGAAGCCUGAUCUUGUUCUUUGGAAUGAGAGUAGGGCCUACGUGGCGGAUGUCACUGUCACUUCUGACCAAGUUGGGGGAGUUAAAGCACACCGUGAUAAGGUUGCUUACUAUGACCAACCAGAGAUUCAGGAAUGGGUCGAGAGAUUUACUGGGCUAUCGAACAUUUCCUUUUCCACAGUUGCCGCCAACUGGCGGGGCGUCUUGUCACCUCUCAGCGCUAACUUUCUUAAGUCGGUGCUGAAAUUGUCCAACUGGGAUAUUUCUUUGUUAGGUCUUCGGAUCUGCAAAGAAACGUACCAUAUUCACCGGUACUUUGGGAGAAGUACGUAUAGCGUUCGGGGUCGUGGACCUUCGUGA
Molecule: messenger RNA, 1673 nt
Organism: Paramuricea clavata
Lineage: Eukaryota; Metazoa; Cnidaria; Anthozoa; Malacalcyonacea; Plexauridae
Source: the annotation of a GenBank genome assembly